This is a messenger RNA of Rotaria sp. Silwood1, 1929 nucleotides long. NCBI's taxonomy places the organism in Eukaryota, Metazoa, Rotifera, Eurotatoria, Philodinida, Philodinidae. The record is from the annotation of a GenBank genome assembly.
AUGAGGAUUUGUUUUCUAUUAUUCAUAUUGUGGUGUUGUGCUGUCAAUGGACUUUUAUAUCCGGCAGAAAGUGAAACAAGACAAAUUAGAUCAUUAGAUGGUCUAUGGCAAUUUCGACUUGAUGAAGACGGAGUAGGAGAAACUGAGCAAUGGUAUGCUAAAUCAAAUUUACCUCCACCAACUAUUCUUAUGCCUGUGCCAGCUUCGUACAAUGAUAUCACACAAAAUAUUACUAUUCAUCGACAUAUUGGAUGGGUAUGGUAUGCACGUGAUUUCUUUAUCCAUAAUACAGCACCUCGUUGGGUACUUCGAUUUCAAGCUGCUCAUUAUGAAACUCGUGUUUGGGUCAAUGGACAAUCAGCAAUGAAUCAUUCUGGUGGACAUCUACCAUUUGAAGCUGAUAUUACUCGAUUGAUAUCAAGUAAUGAAAGUUAUUCAAAAGUACGAGUUGUUGUAGCUGUUAACAAUACUCUUACAUCUACAACAUUACCACCAGGUUAUUUACAUAUUGAUAAUCCAACUUAUCGUUAUCUCGAAACUCCAUUUGAUUUUUUUAAUUAUGCUGGUAUUGAUCGUUCAGUUAUACUUUAUUCUACUUCAAAUGUUUAUAUCCAAGAUAUUGCUAUUGAUACACAAAGUAUUAAUUUUGAUGAUCAAUAUAUCGCUACAUCCGCUAUUCUUACUUAUUCUAUCACAAUUGGUGGUACUAAUCGAGCUAAUACUCUUCGCGUACUCAUUGAACUAAUCGAUACUGAUGGUAUAGUUGUUGCUAACAAUACUGAUUCUCAAUCACGUCUAGUUGUUAAUAAACCAAAUCUAUGGGAACCUUGUGGAAUGAAUCAUACACAUCCUUGUACUGAAGAAAGUUAUUUGUAUACUUUACAAGUGACAUUAUAUAAUGACGAAAUAUCAUCAUCAAUAAAUGUCAUCGAUAUUUAUCGUAUACCACAUAUAGGAAUACGUACUAUUAGAUUAACGGAUUCAAAAUUUUUGGUCAAUGAACGUCCUUUUUAUUUUCAUGGAGCUAAUGCACAUGAAGAUAGUGAUAUUCGAGGAAAAGGAUUCGAUCGAGUAAUUCUUGCUAAACAUUUUAAUUUAUAUGGUUGGUUACAUGGUAAUGCAUUUCGAACAUCACAUUAUCCAUAUGCCGAUGAAUUUUAUCAAAUGGCUGAUAGAUUUGGUAUAGCAAUUAUUGGUGAAACACCAGCUGUUGGAUUAAGUACAAAACAAUUUGUUUCACAAGCUACACUAGAUCAUCAUAAACAAGUAGUUACAGAAAUGAUUAAUCGUGAUAGAAAUCAUCCAUCAGUUCUUAUGUGGUCUUUAGCAAAUGAACCUAAAUCUGAUGCACCUGAGGCAAAAGCAUAUUUUAGUGCAUUAGCUAAUUUUACAAGACCGAUAGCAUCAGGUCGUCCUAUUACUUAUGUUAUUUCAGCAAGUUAUAAUGAUGAUCAAGGUAUUCAAUUUUUUGACAUGAUUUGUGUCAAUCGUUAUUUUGGUUGGUAUAGUCAAUCGGGUCGUCUCGAUCAAAUACCAUCGUUAGUAUCUCAAGAGCUUGCUAAUUGGCGACAUAGAUUUCCAAAUAAACCAAUAUUGAUGAGCGAAUAUGGAGCAGAUACAGUACCUGGUCUUCAUAAUGAUCCAUCAUUUAUGUUUACUGAAGAAUAUCAAAAUGAUUUUCUGUCUGCUUAUCAUGGAUCUUUUGAUAAUGUUUCUUCUAUAAUUCAUUCUGAUACAGGUUAUUUUGUUGGUGAAUUAGUUUGGAAUAUGUUUGAUUUCGCGACUGAACAAAGUAUUACUCGUGUAGGUGGCCUAAAUCGUAAAGGUCUCUUCACUCGACAACGUCAACCGAAAGCAGCUGCUUUUACAAUGAAAAAUCGCUACGAACAACUUGAAUUAAUACGAACAAUAGAGCGUAAAACUAUUUGA